GUUCCCGCCAAUUCUCGUGUCAGUCUAGUUCCUUCAUGGAGCCGUUUGAUCCUGCGGAGCUGCCGGAGCUACUCAAGCUAUACUACCGAAGGCUCUUUCCCUACGCCCAGUACUAUCGCUGGCUCAACUAUGGAGGAGUGACAAAGAACUACUUUCAACACCGUGAAUUUUCAUUCACACUGAAGGAUGAUAUUUAUAUUCGCUACCAGUCCUUCAGCAACCAGAGCGAUCUGGAAAAGGAGAUGCAGAAGAUGAAUCCGUAUAAGAUUGAUAUCGGCGCUGUAUAUUCUCACAGACCCAGUCAACACAAUACAGUGAAGCUAGGAGCGUUCCAGGCUCAGGAGAAAGAACUGGUCUUUGACAUUGACAUGACAGACUACGAUGACGUCAGGCGAUGCUGCAGUUCUGCAGACAUAUGUUCCAAGUGCUGGACUCUUAUGACGAUGGCCAUGCGCAUCAUAGACCGAGCACUGAAGGAGGACUUUGGGUUUAAGCACCGCCUCUGGGUGUACUCAGGAAGGAGAGGUGUUCAUUGUUGGGUCUGUGAUGAGUCCGUUAGAAAGCUGUCCUCUGCUGUGCGUUCUGGGAUAGUAGAGUACUUGAGUCUUGUAAAGGGUGGUCAAGAUGUUAAGAAGAAGGUUCACCUAGGUGAAAGACUUCACCCUUUUGUCAGGAGAUCAAUAAACAUAAUUCGGAAAUACUUUGAAGAAUAUGCCUUAGUUGGACAAGAUAUUCUUGAAAAUAAAGAAAACUGGGAGAAGAUUUUAGCCCUUGUUCCUGAGACAAUUCAUGAUGAGCUUCAGAAGGGCUUUCAAAGGCUUCACAGCUCAUCUCAGCGCUGGGAGUAUCUGAAGAAAGUGGUCAACACAUCCCAGAAUAUGAAGAAUGAUAAGUGUGGUCCCUGGCUGGAGUGGGAGAUUAUGCUCCAGUACUGUUUCCCACGCCUGGAUAUCAACGUGAGCAAAGGAAUCAACCAUUUACUGAAGAGCCCGUUUAGCGUUCAUCCUAAAACAGGUCGCAUUUCUGUGCCAAUUGAUUUUCAGAAAGUGGACCAGUUUGAUCCAUUUGCUGUUCCAACCAUAAGCGCCAUCUGCCGAGAAUUGGAUGUGGUUUCCAGUAAUGAAAGGGACAGAGAGGAUCAUGGAGGCGAAUCUGAAAGCAAACCUAGAAUCAGAGGUAAGCAGAUGUGGGUCGUUUAUCCUGAGCCAGCUCAGUGGUAACGCUGUUCCAGCGCUGC
Alexandromys fortis (reed vole) is the source of this 1237-nucleotide messenger RNA. RefSeq names its product DNA primase subunit 1 (gene Prim1). The record is from RefSeq and is a predicted model, not a curated record. Gene Ontology annotation, cellular component: alpha DNA polymerase:primase complex. Bases 36 to 1220 code for a protein of 394 amino acids. NCBI's taxonomy places the organism in Eukaryota, Metazoa, Chordata, Mammalia, Rodentia, Cricetidae. The transcript is spliced from 11 exons. Gene Ontology annotation, biological process: DNA replication, synthesis of primer.